Molecule: messenger RNA, 987 nt
Organism: Syngnathus typhle (broad-nosed pipefish)
Lineage: Eukaryota; Metazoa; Chordata; Actinopteri; Syngnathiformes; Syngnathidae
Product: olfactory receptor 52Z1P-like
Exons: 1
Coding region: 1-987 (328 amino acids)
Biological process (GO): G protein-coupled receptor signaling pathway
Cellular component (GO): membrane
Molecular function (GO): G protein-coupled receptor activity; olfactory receptor activity
Source: RefSeq, a predicted model, not a curated record
AUGAAGAACACCACGACCCUAACGUUCACCAUGACGGCAUUCGCGACCCUGGAGAACCACAAACAUGUGUUCUUUACUCUCUUCUUCUUCCUCUAUAUUGUCACUAUCUUCCUCAAUUUACUCCUGAUCAGCACCAUCCACCAAUGCAAACAGCUGCACCAGCCUAUGAAUAUUUUUGCAUGUAUGUUAUGUUUCAACGAAAUCUACGGGAGUAGCGCGUUGCUGCUUCCGGUUAUGAGCAUCCUUUUGUCGAAGACGCAUGCAAUCAGCGUCAACGCGUGCCUCGCUCAAGUCUUCUUCUUGCAUACAUUUGCAGCUUCCGAGUUGUGCAUACUCGCCCUCAUGAGUUACGACCGAUAUGUUGCCAUCUGUUUCCCUCUUCACUAUCACACCAUCAUGACUCCUUCCAGGAUCUACAAACUGAUUGCAGUUGUGGGCCUUUAUCCGUUUGUUGUAUUUUCUUCUUAUUUUAGUCUCACACUGCGGCUGAGUUUUUGUGGGAAAUUCAUACCCAAGCUAUACUGUGUCAAUAUGGAAUUAGUCAAAAAUGCAUGUUCAAACGCAUCCCUCAUAAGUAUUGUUGGGCUUGGGCUUGUUGUGUUGUUUUUGUUCCCUCAGCUGAUAAUGAUUAUUUUCUCCUAUGCACAGAUAAUCAGAGUUUGUAAGAAAUUAUCUAAAGACUCCCAGGUUCUUGCACUUAAAACAUGCGUGCCACAUUUAUGUUCUGUUUUAAACUAUAGCAUUGCGUCCCUGUUUGAAAUUGUUCAGACUAGGUUUGAUAUGAGUUAUGUUGCGAUUGAAGCGCGGAUCUUCUUGUCAAUGUAUUUCGCCAUCAUUCCACCUGUCACCAACCCGCUGCUAUACGGACUCGGAACGUACCUUGUUCGAGUUCAAAUUAUAAAACUGUGUGUUAAAUAUAAACUCCUUUCAUUAAAAUUUGCAAAAAGGAUCAUUCCAACCGAGACUUUUACUGUGAGCAAGCAAUAA